Messenger RNA from Notechis scutatus (mainland tiger snake), 1061 nucleotides. Lineage: Eukaryota; Metazoa; Chordata; Lepidosauria; Squamata; Elapidae. The record is from RefSeq and is a predicted model, not a curated record.
UAAACCUCUCCACAAACUUUCCCCAUAACUGUGGUGGAUUAUGCAAUUCUGCCUUCUAUAAAGCUGUAUGAAGAGAGUUAUCUAUUUACAGUAAAGUUUGUGGAUUAAAGAGAACAGAAGAGAACAUUCCUUUCAGUUAUCUCACCAAUUUAAGAUAGAAGUGUGUGAGUUAGUAUCAGUGCAACUUUCAAGGUGCAUCUUCAGAAAAGCCUCUAUCCUGACCUCCAGCUAUGGGACGAAAAGUGGCCAUUAUUGGGGCAGGAGUGAGCGGGCUGGCCUCUAUCAAGUGCUGCCUAGAGGAAGGACUGGAACCUACCUGCUUUGAAAAAAAUGAAGCCAUUGGAGGACUUUGGCAAUUCACAGACAUUCCUGAAAAGGGAAGGACCAAUGUUUACAGAUCUGUGGUGAGCAACACGUCCAAGGAAAUGACCUGCUUCAGUGACUUCCCAUUUCCAGAAAGCUAUCCUAACUAUCUACAUCACUCCUUAGUCCUGGAGUACCUCAAGGAUUAUGCUAAACAUUUUCACCUACUGGACUGCAUACAAUUUAAGACUAAGGUAUACAGCAUCAGAAAACAUCCAGAUUUCACAACUACUGGACAAUGGGUGGUCUACACAGAGGCUAACGGAAAACAGGCAUCAACUGUCUUUGAUGCAGUUAUGAUUUGCAGUGGCCAUUAUGCAGAAGUUAAUCUACCCUUAGCUUCUUUUCCUGGAUUGGAAAACUUUAAAGGUCAUUACAUGCAUAGCUGGGAAUACAGAGAUGCAAAAGGGUUGGAGGGUAAAAAAGUUCUGAUACUUGGUGCUGGGAAUACCGGAGGAGAUGUUGCUGUGGAAAUGAGCCGCACAGCUGCCAAGGUCUUUCUCAGCACCAGAAAUGGAGCCUGGGUAAUAAGUCGCAUGUCAAAAGCUGGCUGGCCUUAUGAUAUGGGCUUCCAAACUCGAUUUCUAUACUACAUUCAAAGACUUCUUCCUAUCAGCAUUAGGGACAAGUUAUUGGCAAAUAAAUUCAAUCAAUGGUUUAACCAUAAGAAUUAUGGAUUAAUCCCUAUUAAAAGGUAA